This is a messenger RNA of Oncorhynchus kisutch (coho salmon), 2485 nucleotides long. RefSeq names its product zinc finger protein 501-like. Lineage: Eukaryota; Metazoa; Chordata; Actinopteri; Salmoniformes; Salmonidae. Gene Ontology annotation, molecular function: RNA polymerase II cis-regulatory region sequence-specific DNA binding; DNA-binding transcription factor activity, RNA polymerase II-specific. The transcript has 3 exons. Bases 466 to 1923 code for a protein of 485 amino acids. Gene Ontology annotation, biological process: regulation of transcription by RNA polymerase II. The record is from RefSeq and is a predicted model, not a curated record.
UUGGCCCUCGAUUUAGCUUGAAGGAGCGAUUGAACAACUUUGGUCACUUGCGGGGAUGAUAUGAUCUCAGGAAUAUGAAUCGAGCUGUCUAAAACAAUCUAUUGAUUUUAGCUUUGGAAAAUAGGCUCAGUUUCGUAGUGAUGAGUGCAAUUCAGAAAUGUAUUGGAAUAAAUGACCAAACUAUGGGUAACUGUAGCUAGCUACCGGACAGGAGUGCUAGCUAGACACGUUAGCUUACUAGGUUCAUUAAUAGCUUUAGGUUGGUUGUUUUUAAGUUAAACUUCAAGAUUUCCACCAAGGACGUUGCCUCUCCCAUCACCACUCUCCCUCGCUUGGGAGUCCCCCUCCACCCUCCAGGAGUCCCCAGGUCAAUCGCCUCUCCGUACUUUACUGCUGGUUCUGGUCGACUGCAGGAAAACACCGGGGCAGAGUGGAACUGAGAGACUAGAAGAGGAACAUGGAGAUAUGAUUUCAUUAAGGGACAUCCCUUAUCGUUGCUCUCUAAGUGGGAGGGGCUUAUCAUCUGGGGAGCCUCAACAACAUCAUGAUGCUGACAAGAAAGAGAAGAGUCUCUCCAGAUCGAAACACCGGCAUAGAGGUAGAGGGAAGAAACCUCAACACUGCUCUGUCUGUGGGAAGAGUUUUGCUAAACAAGACUUGACUAUUCAUGAGCAAAUUCACCCCGGAGAGAAACCGUUCCACUGCUCUCGGUGCGGGAAGAGUUUCACUGCAUCUAAAACUGUAAAAUCUCACCAGAGAAUUCAUACAGGGGAGAGGCCUUAUCCCUGCUUUAAUUGUGAGAAAUGCUUCAAACAAUCAGGAUUCCAGACUACACAAAAACACACAGGACCGCCUUAUAGCUGUGAUCAGUGUGGGAAGAGAUUCAAUCAAUCAGGAGCCCUGACUAGACACCAACGCAUACACACAGGAGAGAAGCCUUAUAGCUGUGAUCAGUGUGGGAAGAGCUUCAAUCAAUUAGUACACCUGACUAUACACCAACGCAUACACACAGGAGAGAAGCCUUAUAGCUGUGAUCAGUGUGGGAAGAGCUUCAAUCAAUUAGUACACCUGACUAUACACCAACGCAUACACACAGGAGAGAAGCCUUAUAGCUGUGAUCAGUGUGAGAAGAGUUUCAGGACGUCAGAUCACCUGACUAACCACCAAUGCAUACACACAGGAGAGAAGCCUUAUAGCUGUGAUCAGUGUGGGAAGAGCUUCAAUCAAUCAGGACACCUGACUAAACACCAAUGCAUACACACAGGACAGAAGCCUUAUAGCUGUGAUCAGUGUGGGAAGAGCUUCAAUCAAUCAGGACACCUGACUAAACACCAACGCAUACACACAGGAGAGAAGCCUUAUAGCUGUGAUCAGUGUGGGAAGAGCUUCAAUCAGUCAGUAAACCUGACUAAACACCAACGCAUACACACAGGAGAGAAGCCUUAUAGCUGUGAUCAGUGUGGGAAGAGCUUCAAUGAAUCAGGAAACCUGACUAAACACCAACGCAUACACACAGGAGAGAAGCCUUAUAGCUGUGAUCAGUGUGGGAAGAGCUUCAAUCAGUCAGUAAAGCUGACUACACACCAACGCAUACACACAGGAGAGAAGCCUUAUAGCUGUGAUCAGUGUGGGAAGAGCUUCAAUCAAUCAGGAAACCUGACUAUACACCAGCGCAUACACACAGGAGAGAAGCCUUAUAGCUGUGAUCAGUGUGGAAAGAGUUUUGCUCUAGAUUUCACCCUGACUGCACACCAGCGAAUACACACUGGAGAGAAACCUUAUUCCUGUCUAUGUGGAAAGAGCUUUGCUCAUUCAGGGUCACUGAAAAAACACCAGGAUGCACAAAUAUGUUGUUUUUUAUCUCCCUCCUCCGGCACCAGUUUCAGAUCUCUAAAUGAAGUUUCAAUAGAAACCAUAUUGUAAAGAGUCAUCCAUCUCCCAUUCGCAUUUUACCUUGGUAAGUCUGAUUACCAAGGUAAAAUGUGUAGCAUGAUAUGCAGCUCUGGAUCCAUAUGUAUCAAGCGUCUUGGAGUAGGAGUUCGGUAUCUUAUUUCAUUAACUCCUAUUGUCCAUUAAAUAAUGUAGAAUAAUGUUUCAACAAUUGUAGGUUCAUAUUAAUGUGUGAGGGAAAUGUUGUCUGAAGAAAGAGCCUUGAAUUGUACAUCUUGUCUCAUACAAUUAUUGGUUCCUGUUGGUGCUGGGUAGAGAUGUGAGGGGAGACGGUCAUGACCCCUCAGACCUUUUGGCAGAAUAUGUUCUAUAAGUUAAGAUAGGAGACAGUGCCAGUCACAUGCAGGAACCAAACGUCAAUGAUGAAUUAAUUAUGAAUAAUGUAAAUCAUGCAAAUAUAACUUGUCUGUGUAAACAGUAUAUAAGAGAACUAACGGGACUGCCCCGAAAGAGCUCCAGACCGUACUCUGGUGUUUUAGGUUUGUUGGAACCCCUCCAGCUUCCUGAUAAUAAAUAAUUAUUCAUUUAAGUUUUA